UUUUCCACCCCUCCUUCUCUUUCUGUGUGUACGUGCGCUCAGUUCCUGGUUUCAAAACAACAGCGCAAAUGCUGUCUCAACUUCACCAGACAGAUCAGAUCAUCAUGAUGACCACUUACUUCUGCCUCCUAGUCUCUGUCUUGAUUUGCAAGAACUACGCAGAGAUGACCUGUCAAACUGUCCAGCAGAAUACCAUCCCCACACUGAGUUGUGGCCACUCUGAAGGUGAUGUAACAUGGAGCAGAGACCAAGAUGGAGGAAGAGUUGACAUUCUGACUGUGAGAAAAGGACAGGACAGCGAGGACAAACACAUUUCUGACCCAGAUAUCACCAUGACCCCUCACACCACUAAGAACCCAACCACAAUAGUUAAGAACACAGUGAUAAAGAGGAGGAACAAGAAAGAUGAGAAGAAAGAUAAAAAGGGUGAGAAGAACAAGAAGAAUGAAAAGAAGAAUAAGAAGACAAAGAAUAUCACCAUGACCCCUCACACCACGAAGAACCCAACCACAAGAGUUAAGAACACAGAUAUCACCAUGACCCCUCACACCACUGAGAACCCAACCACAAGAGUUGAGAACACAGAUAUCACCAUGACCCCUCACACCACUAAGAACCCAACCACAAUAGUUAAGAACACAGAUAUCACUAUGACCCUUCACACCACGAAGAACCCAACCACAAGAGUUAAGAACACAUAUAUCACCAUGACCCCUCACACCACUAAGAACCCAACCACAAGAGUUAAGAACACAGGUCAUUGGCAACUGCCUGUGGGUGUAACCACUGGAGGACUGGUUCUGGUUCUGGUUCUGUUGCUGGUGGGGUUCCUCAUUAGAAGACGCUGGGCUCAGAAAGCAGAGGGUGACAGAGACAGACCACAAGCCGUCUAUGAAGAAAUAUCAGAUGUGACUCAACAACCAAAGGAUGAAUCUUGUGAGUGUUCUUCAAGAUCUAAAGAACAUUUUGUCUACAAUCUGGCUAGUGCACAAGGCACACAGAAAGAAGUUAUUAGUAUGAACCCCAUAUAUCACACUAUCCAGGACCCUAACAUUACAACAAAUCUCAACAAUGAUCCAGGAGAAGCAGGAGCGCCGGAGGCUGGAGAAGGAGGAGAGGGACCGGGCCGAGGCCAAGCUGGAGGCCGAAAUCCAAAAUGAUAACCCCUGGGGCUGGGGAGGGUGCGGCGCAGCCCUCAGAGACACCCGAGGGGACCUCAUUACUGACCUAAAGCAGAUGCACAGGCAGAAUGAGGAAGCUUGGCUGAAUCCCGAGACCUCUCAGAAGCGAUCCACACCCACCAUGCGCAUCCUGAGAGAGGACAGACUGCCUCCCAUCAACACAG
Messenger RNA from Osmerus eperlanus (European smelt), 1345 nucleotides. RefSeq lists its product as uncharacterized. The transcript has 15 exons. The coding region runs from base 69 to 1160 and encodes 363 amino acids. NCBI's taxonomy places the organism in Eukaryota, Metazoa, Chordata, Actinopteri, Osmeriformes, Osmeridae. The record is from RefSeq and is a predicted model, not a curated record.